Molecule: messenger RNA, 2003 nt
Organism: Paramecium sonneborni
Lineage: Eukaryota; Ciliophora; Oligohymenophorea; Peniculida; Parameciidae
Source: the annotation of a GenBank genome assembly
AUGAAAACUAAGAUAGUGUCUUUAUUUCUAAAAAGAGAACAUCUGAUAUUAGUUUCAAAAAUGCUCCAAAUAACUGAUAAUGCUAAUGAUUAAGAAAUACAUAUUUAAAAAAUUGAUUCCAAAAACUAAAAAUCUGAAAAUAGAAUUCUAAAAACAGAAAGAUGGCCAUAAUAAGAUUUAGAAUACUUUCAGAAUUGUUUUCUUUAAAUAGCAAAUUUAACUUUUUCUUAUUUCAAAUUUCACUUACCAGCAAAUUCAGCUCUACAAAUUAAAGAACAUAUAAAAUUUAUUCAUGUUAUAAAGUAAAUCAAUUUUGGUGGAGUAACAAUAGAAGAAGUAUUCAAAUAACAACGAGUAAACUAUUAUUUUUAUAGUAGACUCGACUCAACUUAGAAAUAUCCAAAAUUACUAAAUCUAUAAAACUCAUAGAUGAACCUAUUAUGUCAAAACUUAUGAAUACAAAAAUAGAUCUAUUCUAAAUUUAAACAAUUUAAGAUAAAUAUUUCUUUCCUAAAAAUAAUGACUUUAUUACACCUUAUUUAAUUCUUAAUUUAAAAUCACACAUCCCAAAAACAACUUUAAGAUAUUAAAAUAAAGAACUACAAUCAAGUAUUACAAGUUUAGAAGAUAUUCCUCCUUUUUAAUUAAUGAAUUCUAAUCUCAUAUAACCAAUUCUUAAUUAUGAAUCAUUUAAAAAUGGUUACGAAUAUAAAUUCAAUAAACUUAUGUAAAGAAAUUCACUGGUUUAAUAUACUAUUAAAAAAUAUUAAAAUAAAAUCAAAUAAUAUGAAAUUAAACCUGAACAUAAUCGCACAGAAGAUUCCCUUAAUGAAAUCAAAAAAAUAUUUUGUUCUUAAAUUAAGUAAGUAUAUGAAAAUAAAAUAAAUCAAAUCUUCAUUGAUUCUAAUAUUAAGUUUAUAAAUCCUACAAAUUAUGAGAGUCCUUCUCUAAAAGUUACUCCAUUUUAGACAGUUAAAAAUUUUGAGUCUGUAAUAAUGAAUCAAAUUAAAGAAAAUUAAGAAAGUCAAGAAUUUAUUCCUUCUCAAAACGUAAAUGAAGAAUAAACUAUCCCAAAAACCUUUGAUUUUCCAUAAAAUCAUGAUUUAAUAUCUCUUAGCAUUUCAUAACAGUGUCUUAAAGACUCAAUGAUGAUGUAUUUUUAAACAUAAAAAAAUUUAUAAAUAUCUGAAGAUAAAUCAUCCAACAAAUUAGAAUAAAGAUUAAUUAAACCAACACUGUAAUCACUAGACUUUAAGUAAUCUGAAUUAUAAAAUUAAAGUAGCAGUAGGUUUCAUAGAAAAAUUUUUAAUUUAAAUAUUCAAGACAAAAAUGAUAAUUCAUAGUUAAAUAAUAAAUUUUUAAAUAUUCAGCAUUAAAUAAUAGAACCUUCUACUAAAUAACUAGAAUUCUAAAAUUAAAAAGAACCUCCUACUAAAUAAAUAGAAUUUUUAAAUUAAAAAGCAAUUUUAUCAAACAGAAAUCUUUAAUAAAAAUCUUUAGAUAGAAUAACUUUAAAGCCACUAGUGUAUUAAACAGCAAGAUUAAAAGAAAUCAGAGAUUCAAAUAGAGAAAAAAAAGAGUCUUCUUUUCCAUAUAUAAAAGAAUCACUACCUAAUAUUUAAUAAGGAGCAAAUGAUUUUGAAUAAGAAAAAUUAAAAGAACAUGAGUCAAAAUUUUCUUUAUAAGGUGGUUUAUAAAAACGUAUUUAAACAAAUGAAAAAGAAGAAAACCCUGUUAAGGAAAUAUUAUUAUUCUAAAAAAAAAAUUGUAAUCUAAAAAAUCAAAUAUAAAAUUAACUAAUUUUGUUAACUCGUUCUGAGUAAAUAUUAAAUACUUUGAUGUCAAAUGGAUAAAUUAAAGGAACAGAACUAUAUUAAUAAUUACUGUAGCCAAUAAAAAUUCAUUCAAGUGCAAAAUUUUUAACUCCUAAAAGUAACAAUCUAAUAUCUAGAACAAAAUUUAAAAAAAUAUACCAAGAUAGCAAUAUGUUCAGCCUUAAAUGA